Messenger RNA from Nicotiana tabacum (common tobacco), 702 nucleotides. RefSeq lists its product as uncharacterized. The record is from RefSeq and is a predicted model, not a curated record. Lineage: Eukaryota; Viridiplantae; Streptophyta; Magnoliopsida; Solanales; Solanaceae.
AUGGAAUAUUGUGGCCUUGUGGACUUAGGCUACGUUGGACCUAGGUUUACUUGGUGCAACAAUCGAAGACCCAGCAAAAGAAUUUGGAAAAGACUCGACAGAAUUCUUGUGAAUGAUAAAUGGAUGCAAAACUUUCAUAAUAAUUAUUUUAGGCAUUUAGUAAGGACUGGUUCGGAUCAUCUACCUCUCCUUACGAAAUGUCACAGUGAGAAGCAGGAAGUGAUUAAAUAUUUCAGGUUCCUUAAUCUCUGGGUGCAACAACCAGAUUUUUUAGAGGUUUUCCAGAACAAUUGGAGCACACAGGUCACAGGUAAUGCUAUGUGGAGAUUGAAAUGCAAACUACAGGUCCUUAGUAAAAGGCUUGGCCAGUGGUCCAGUGAACGCUUAGGAGACAUCUACGACCAGUUCAAUAAUUGGGAAGCAAAAGUGCAACAACUUGAAGAACUCGACCUUCACAUGAACACUGAAGACAACAGGGAAGAACUAAAUAAAGCUCAUACGGAGUACGUUAAAUGGCUUGGAGUACAGGAAAGCAUUUUAAGGCAAAAGUCACAAAUAAAAUGGUUCCAGGAAGGAGACUACAAUACUAGAUAUUUUCACAGUGUGCUUAGAGACAAAAGAAGAAGAUUGUAUCUCCAUAGAAUCAAAAAUCACAGAAACAGGUGGGUCAAAGGUGACGACAAAAUUGCAAAGGCUCCAUAA